Molecule: messenger RNA, 2576 nt
Organism: Wallemia mellicola CBS 633.66
Lineage: Eukaryota; Fungi; Basidiomycota; Wallemiomycetes; Wallemiales; Wallemiaceae
Product: glutaminyl-tRNA synthetase
Exons: 6
Coding region: 13-2529 (838 amino acids)
Biological process (GO): glutaminyl-tRNA aminoacylation; translation
Cellular component (GO): cytoplasm; cytosol
Molecular function (GO): glutamine-tRNA ligase activity; ATP binding
Source: RefSeq, a predicted model, not a curated record
AAGACGACAAAGAUGCCACCAAAAGCAGAUGAGAGUCUCGUCAGACUCUUCACUUCACUCGGUCUGAAUGAAGCAAAAGGUGUUGAAUACGCAAAGUCUAAGCAUUCAAAGAUAUUAAACGAAUCAAUUCAAGAAAUUGGACUAGAGAAUGCAAAGUUAGAUGAGAAGAUGGCUACUUUGAUAGCAUCCACUAUCACAGUAGACAAGCAAUUCAACGGUCUUCCUUUGCCAUAUAAAGCCUACAUUAUAGAGAAAAUAAAGAACGGCGACUUGAAGGAAUCAAACCAAGUUACAGCCGCUGUCAAAUACCUCUCAGACAAACAAGGUGAUAUCAACCAAGACGAAUUCAACGAGAACGCAGGCGUUGGCAUCGUCGUACCUGUCGCACUCAUUAGAGAAAUCGCUCAACAAUCACUUGAUCCAAAAGCAAAGGAUUUACCUAACCCAUGGUCUUCUCACGGUUUACUCAUCAAGUCACUCAAGGAGAAGCCAGAGUUAAAGUGGUCAAACCCACUCGAAUUGAAGAACCAAGUUGACGCCUUAUACACUGAAAACUUCGGCACUAGGGAUGAAUGUAACAAACGCCUCAAAGAGGCAGCAAAGAAUGCUCCAAAGCCUUCGAAGGAAUCCACCAAGAAGCCUUCACAACCUGCAGUUGAGACCAACAUUUUCGAACAAGGUUUCUUAGGUGCACUUCACAAGCCAGGUGGAAACCCUCAAAUCAAGCCAGAGCUACGCGACCAACAUCUUAAAGCUACGGAUGGUAAAGUUAUCACAAGAUUCCCACCAGAACCAAAUGGGUUCUUACAUAUUGGACACUCAAAGGCUAUCACAGUCAACUUUGGUUAUGCUGCUAACUUCCAAGGUCACACUUACCUCCGUUAUGACGACACUAACCCAGAAGCUGAAGAACAAGUUUACUUCGAGUCAAUCUUGGAAAGUGUAAGGUGGCUCGGAUUUGAGCCAUGGAAGAUCACCUAUUCGAGUGAUUAUUUCCAACAACUUUAUGAACUUGCCAUUGAGCUCAUUAAGCGUGGUAAAGCAUAUGUUGACCACUCAACUGGUGAGGAAAUGCAAAUUCAAAGAGGUGGUGAAAACAGAGGACCUAGAGUUCCUUCACCAUGGAGAGAGAGACCAGUUGAAGAGUCUUUGCAAGAAUUUGAGAACAUGAGAUUAGGUAACUACCAACCUGGUCAAGCAACACUCAGAAUGAAGCAAAAUAUCGAAGAUGGUAAUCCUCAAAUGUGGGAUUUGGUAGCAUACAGAGUGUUGAAGGCAGCUCACCAUCGUACCGGUGACAAAUGGAAGAUCUAUCCAACUUACGAUUUCACACACUGUUUAGUUGAUAGCUUUGAAAACAUAAGUCACUCAUUGUGUACUACUGAGUUCGUACUUUCUCGAGUAUCCUACGAAUGGUUAUGUGAUGCUCUUGAGGUAUACAAGCCAAGACAAUCAGAGUAUGGAAGAUUAAACAUGCAAGGUACAGUCAUGUCAAAAAGAAAGAUCAUGAAAUUAGUCAAAGAGAACCACGUUAGAGGUUGGGAUGACCCACGUCUUUAUACACUCAUUGCAUUGAGAAGAAGGGGUGUACCACCAUCUGCAAUCUUAUCUUUCGUAAAGUCAUUAGGUGUGUCUACAGCAGUGUCAUCCAUCUUAACUAGCAAAUUCGAUCAAUCUGUUAGAGAUGAUCUUGAAUCAAAAGCACCAAGAUUGAUGGCCGUCAUUGAUCCAAUCAAGUUGGUUAUUACAAACGUACCAGAUGACUAUAUGGUUCAAGUUAAGAAACCUUUCCAUCCAAAAAUACCAGAAUUUGGCGAAGCAACAAUUCCAUUCUCAAAGGUCGUAUACAUUGAAAGAUCAGAUUUCCGUACAGUCGAUGAUCCAAACUUCUUUAGAAUGGCACCUGGAAAGUUAGUCGGUUUAUUGAACGCACCACAUCCAGUCAAGUGCACUUCAUUCAAGGAAGAAAAUGGCAAGGUUGUUGAAAUUACAGCUGAAUUGGUCAUACCAAACGAAGGUGAAAAACCAACGAAACCAAAAGCAUUCAUUCAAUGGGUUGCUGAACAUAAAGAAUCUAACUCACCAGUUAAAGUUAACGAAUUGAGAAUAUUCAAUCAAUUAUUCAAAUCUGAUAACCCAUCAGCUGCUCCAGACCUCAUUGCUGAUCUCAACCCAGAUUCAGAGGAGAUUAUUAAAUCCGCAUUUGUUGAUGUCAGUUUAUACACACUUGCAAAGAAUGAAUUCCAAAAUGCACGUAAAUCCGCAUACGAGAGGACAUCCAAAGCUAAAGAACAAACUGCUGAAAUCAUUGAGUCAGAAGAAGAAAAGCGUUCACCAACACCAAAACUUACUGCUGAGCAAUUAAUUGGUAAUGAAUGUGUUAGAUUCCAAGCACUUAGAGCAGGAUUCUUCGCACUUGAUAAAGACACAAUUCUCAACGCUACUAAAGAAGGUGCAUCAGCAGAACCACAUCAAGAUGAUAAGAUCGUUCUCAACAGAAUUGUCUCAAUCAAAGCUGCUGCAUCAUAAGCAUUAAUAUUAAUCAUUUAAAAUAUACAUACAUUUUUCUUUAUUUA